Messenger RNA from Planococcus citri (citrus mealybug), 1232 nucleotides. Its product is annotated as novel acetylcholine receptor chaperone-like. The record is from RefSeq and is a predicted model, not a curated record. Lineage: Eukaryota; Metazoa; Arthropoda; Insecta; Hemiptera; Pseudococcidae. The transcript has 4 exons. Gene Ontology annotation, biological process: positive regulation of protein localization to cell surface; chaperone-mediated protein complex assembly. Bases 100 to 558 code for a protein of 152 amino acids. Gene Ontology annotation, cellular component: endoplasmic reticulum.
ACUUAUUAAUAAUCACGGCGGUUAGCAUUGCUUCAUUUUUUUUUAGAUAGUGGAAGUUUAUCUCAGAAAACGAAGAAUAUAUUCGUUCAACUUUUAAAAAUGGGUUCGAUAGUUUUGAAAAGUCUAAGCGUUUUAUUAGGUUUGUUUUUUAUAUUUGUAGGGAUUUUAAAAAUAACAUGUUUUCUAAGUAAAGAACUGCACAAAGAUAUGAGAAAAGAGUACGUGAAGUAUGCUAAAGUGUUUCCAUUUAAUGAGCUGAUAGGAUACAAAAUUCCAGCUAAAUGGUAUCGAAAGAUCGUAGGGACGAUGGAAAUAAUUUGCGGAUUUGCUUUAAUGGUCAUUCCCAAAGCCAACAUAAAACAGGCAGCUAAUGUUACGUUGAUAGCUAUGAUGGCAUUAAAUAUAUACUCACAUUACAUGGUGAACGAUCGUUUCGAACGUAUUGCCCCGGCGUUGGUGUUUUUCUUUAUGCUAAUUGGAAGACUAGUAAUCGAAUGGCAGAUUAAUAGACAACAACGGUUACUGAAUGGUGAUUUAAAAGUUCCCAAACACGAAUGAUGAUUGCUGCACUGAUGAAUUCUGAUGGUUUUAUAGUUCAGAAAAAACAUACAUAUUAUUUCCUAUGUGAAUGUAAAUUGCUCUUAUAAUAAAUGUGUACCUAUAUCAUAAGGUUUAUUCGCAAUCUACAUAUUGAGACUUUUUUUUUUGCGGAGAUCCGUGUAAUUUUCUUUGUAAAAACGAAUUAUAAUACUCAACCCAAAAAGCAGAAAAUGGGGUAGGUAAUUCUAAUUUUGUGAAUGUGAAUCCUUAUUUUAUAUCACUCGUAUUAAUGUAAAAACAUGUCGUUUUGUGUUGCGUAUCAAUCGCUGCAUUUCAAUGAGGUUUCCUCAUGUCACGAUUAUGAAUAUUCAGUAGCUUGUAUAAUAUUAGCAAUCAAUGAAAGUUUUAUUGUUCUUAAUUUUUAAGAAAUUGUAUCUUGUAAAUUAAAUUAUUUUUUGAAAUCACUAUGAAAACGAUAUAUUUGUAGGAAAUUGCCAAAAAUACUCUAAAAUAAGACUUGCUCAAUCAUUAAGUUAUAUUGCAUGAUUUAAAUUAAAUAAUUGCUGUUUUUUGAAUGGUGUUCCUACUUUUUGUAAGUUUUCAAUUUUUGUCAACCCUUUUAUAUGUACUUAUAUUUUCAACGAUGAAAGUUGUAUUAGGCCUAAUUCAAUAAAAAUACCACAUUUUUGUUC